Drosophila subpulchrella is the source of this 1790-nucleotide messenger RNA. RefSeq names its product probable palmitoyltransferase ZDHHC24. Gene Ontology annotation, molecular function: protein-cysteine S-palmitoyltransferase activity. Lineage: Eukaryota; Metazoa; Arthropoda; Insecta; Diptera; Drosophilidae. The record is from RefSeq and is a predicted model, not a curated record. Gene Ontology annotation, biological process: protein targeting to membrane; peptidyl-L-cysteine S-palmitoylation. The coding region runs from base 752 to 1699 and encodes 315 amino acids. The transcript has 7 exons. Gene Ontology annotation, cellular component: endoplasmic reticulum; Golgi apparatus.
GCAGUCACAGUUUAACUCAUCAGGCCAAAAAGGCACCACGUGUUGCCGAGCUAUGGAAGAAUAUAUUAAAAUAAAGAUGAAUCCCCAAGAAAAUGUCAGGAAAUUCAUGGAAAUAUCAUUGGCAAACUGCUUUUGAAUAGGUGAAGGUUAAACGUGACCGAAAAAAUGUGCGGAUCUUGAGAAGCGCGGCAAUUGAACCUUGAAGUCUCAUUUUGAGACUUCUUAGGACCAACAUGGGAUGGCUUAAGCGAUGAAAUUGCUGUACCCUUAUACAACGACCUCAAAAUAAAUCUUCCUCCAUAAGUGAAGGCGGAAUUGGAUACAUGUAAAGGAUCAACUAAAAUCGAAUUCCCACAAAUGUGAAGGCGGAACUGGAUACAUCUAAUGGAUCAAUGAAUUCCCACGAAUGGGAACGGGGACCCGGAAAUUAUAAUGGAUCAACCGAAAAAGAAUUCCCUAGAAUGAAAAGAACGAACCGGAUAUCUCUAAUGGAUAAACGAAAAAUUAAGAAUAGUUCCGUUGCCUGAUGACAAAAAUCGGUUGAAUGAUGUGGUCAAAAAUAUAUUAUUAACAUAAAUAAAUAUUAAUAAACUUAUCAAAACACUUUUUGAAAUUUAUAAUUGGGUAGUAGGAGAAAACAAAUUUAUUUACAAGAACCUAACUAUCUAGUAGACCUCAGUCAAACUCAUGACAAAAAAAAACUGUCCAAAUCAAUUUUCAAUCGACCUCCAGGUUUAAAUAAAUUUUGAAUAUGUACAAAAAAAUGAGAUUCCGUUCACUGAAGAAAAUCUGGCCGAAAGCGAAGAUGGAGCGACUAAUUAUGACUUUUGUUGUUUGCGUAGUGCUCGCGGUUUACUAUAUACUCAUGGAGAUAGUGCUGCCGGAGUUGUCGGAAUAUGGAACACCCAUUUACAUAUUUCAACGGGUUCUGGCGCUGUUUUGCGCCUCUAAUAUAUUGUCAAACCUAGUCAUGUGCAUACUGGUGGAUUCAACCAUCGAUCCCAAGUGUAUGAGGGAUCAAUUGGAGCGGGGAAGAAACAAUGAGGACUGGCACAAGUGCGAUGUGUGCCGGAUCCUGGCACCACCUCGAGCAAGUCACUGCAAUGCGUGUGAUGUAUGUGUCCUAAAGCGAGAUCAUCACUGCAUUGUUACAGGUUGCUGCAUUGGCCAUGCGAACUAUAGAUACUUCUUCUAUUUCGUAAUCUAUUUGUUUCUAAGCUGCCUGAUCUCUUUAAUAUCAUCUUUCAUCUUCAUCUUUGUGCUACGAGGAGGGAAGUACCAAUUCAGAUUGCUGCGCAUGCCAGUACCAUAUUUACAAAAAAAUCAUAUUGGCAAUUACGAUUUCGAUGUGAACUCUAAUAUUAUGGAGAUAUUUGAUUUGGGACUUCCUGGUAGAUACGAGCUUGUGUUCGCAGUUGCGUUCACUAUGAUUUGUAUCGGGAUUUGUGGAGCUGGCUAUAUGAUUAUCGAGCACUGGUCCGUCAUCAAAAAUGGAUCAAUAUGUUAUGAGUUUAAGUUUCAGAACUUUCUGUACGAUCGAGGACUGCGCCGAAACUUUGAGUCGUUUUUGGGGAGGCGAAUGAAAUGGACCUGGAUUUCUGCAUUUAUACCAAGCCCGCUGCCCCAGGACGGAUUCCAUUGGGAGCCCACAGAUGAGGAUGAAGGUGGUGACGAUCGGGCUUCGGAAAAAAUCAUUUAAGGAUGCUGUGCUCUAUAUGAUUUUAUUUUUGAAAUUGUUGAUAGUAUUGCUAAAUAAAUAAAAUAAACUCAUUUAGGCAUUUACUUAAAAA